Messenger RNA from Branchiostoma floridae (Florida lancelet), 2056 nucleotides. Its product is annotated as C-type mannose receptor 2-like. NCBI's taxonomy places the organism in Eukaryota, Metazoa, Chordata, Leptocardii, Amphioxiformes, Branchiostomatidae. The transcript has 11 exons. Bases 20 to 1528 code for a protein of 502 amino acids. The record is from RefSeq and is a predicted model, not a curated record.
GGAAGCAGCACUAGUGAAGAUGGCACCCUCGUCAAAGUUUCUGACGUUUUUGAAAGUAGCGUUGGCUAUCUUGCUGAAUACAGAUGUCAGUGUCUCGCAGUGUCCUGGCCAGAGCAUCGCCUUUAACCACGCCUGUUACGAGUUCCCUGUUGAGGAGUUGGGAUAUGAAGACGCCAGACAGUACUGCGAGGAGCGGAACGGCACACUGGCCAUGCCCAAGACACCAGCUGUGGACGCCUACAUCCUGGGAAUCAUUCAGUACUCCGGCUAUGAAUUUGGAUAUUGGAUAGGAAUAGAGAACCCUAAUCCGAUGGACCCGGUGCCGACCUGGAGUGACGGCACGCCGGUUGCAAGCGGCUGUCAGUACGACGCUUUCGCCGAAGGACAGCCCAGCUUUCCCUCAUUUAUGUCCCGCAUGCCACCCCAGUGUGUCAUGAUUUGGACCGAUUUUCUUUGGUCCGUGUCUACCUGCGCUGAUCCGAAACGCUUCAUCUGCCAAUAUGGGGCUGGAGACCAAGAUGACUGUUCCGGAGAAAGACCUGUCUUUACAAGAGACCCUGCUCGAAUCCGACCAGACGGACGCUGCGGACCAGACUUCCCCGUUGAAGGAGGGGUUCCGGGAGAGUGUGACGCUACUGGACGGACGCCAUGUUGUUCUGCUGACGGACAGUGUGGCAGUUCCGAACUCCACUGUGACUGUCCGAGAUGUACCGACUACAGUCUGCUCAUAGUUCCGGACUGUCCGCAAGGGUACCACAAGUUGAGGGACACGUGCUACGGGGCGAAGCGGGCCAUGUUCAACUACACACAGGCAGAGAGCGCAUGCGCAGCGGACGGAGGAACUAUAGCCAUGCCCAAACACUUGCAGACCGACUUCUUUCUCAUAGGACUCAUGAUAAGGGAGGCGCCAGAAGAAGACUUCUGGAUCGGAAUAGAGGACCGUCGCUGGGAGUACAACCACAUGUUCGCUGACGGCACCAUGUUGGCCGACUGUGCCUUCAUAAAGUGGUCUACCAUGUCCCCAAGGGACAGGGCUCACAUGAUGAACUGCAUCAUGUACUGGAGUAGCCCUGGCUACUUCUGGCACGACAUGCCCUGCUUUGAGACAAUGAGCUACAUGUGUCAGAUCGGUCCAGGGAUCACUCAAGAUUGCGGGGCUGAAGAGACUGUCCCCACAACGACACGCCGCAUUCCUACCUCGGAUCCGCCAUCUUGGACAACCCGACCAGCUGUUGUACAGACAACUCAAGGUCAAGGUGCAAGUACAGUCCCCGUCUGGACCUGGCCUCGUCUCGGCAGCACCCCGCCACCACCGCCGCCGCCGCCUCCCAGUAACACGUUCAUCCCGCUCACCAUGCCUGGACAAGGCGGCCAGGCAGGCACACAGGAGCAAGAUGCCGGCGGAACCGGAACCGUGGUGGGAGGGUCGGUUGGGGCAGUAGCUACGGUAGGGGUGGGGGUCGGCGUGGGAGUCCUUGCUUACAAGAAGUUUAUGCUGGCCAAGGUGGCUCCCGUCGUAAAAGCUUAGAGCUACUGGCUUGUUGUGAUACAAUUUCAGGGCGUUGUUUUCUUAAAUAACGGAUUUUUAUGUGGUUUGUUGUGCAAACUUCUGGUAUGUUUUUCUGUACUAUGUGACGAGCUACGUAUUUAUCAAUUUAUCUCAUUACUCAGAGAUCUAAAACAAAUUGACACACCAAGCUAUAAAAUACUACGCGCAUAUCUGACAGAAAAUAUCUAUAGACUUAAGACCAAAGCGUCUUAAAAUAUGUCAAAUGUUAGGUUUGAAGACAUAUUACACCAGAUAAUCUCGGGACUAAGCCUUCAUAAGGUUUAUAAUCCGUUAACAGUUUUAUCAAGUUGAUAUUUGUCAGGAAGCCUGUACAAACUGUCAACAAGUUAUCAUAUUACUCUUUUGAUACACUUGUGGUGUGAAAGUACACCGAUUGCAAAUACCAUUAUUAUCUAACACGAAGUGCACUUCACUGUUGAUUGUGAUAUGUAUGUCGAUGAUAGGAAUACUAUAUUUAGUUACAUAGAAAGUAGAUUUCCUCAUUUU